This is a messenger RNA of Esox lucius (northern pike), 6322 nucleotides long. It is a transcript of the gene sema3aa, whose product is annotated as sema domain, immunoglobulin domain (Ig), short basic domain, secreted, (semaphorin) 3Aa. Gene Ontology annotation, biological process: motor neuron axon guidance; neural crest cell migration; semaphorin-plexin signaling pathway. The transcript has 17 exons. Bases 676 to 3285 code for a protein of 869 amino acids. NCBI's taxonomy places the organism in Eukaryota, Metazoa, Chordata, Actinopteri, Esociformes, Esocidae. Gene Ontology annotation, molecular function: neuropilin binding; chemorepellent activity; semaphorin receptor binding. The record is from RefSeq and is a predicted model, not a curated record.
CGGAGAAGGGAGAAAGUCUCACAGAGACACCCCCAGAAUCCCGGGGCUGACCAGUGACUGCGGACCCAAGGUGGAGGGAACCAAGACAAGAGAAAGAAGCUGCUCAGCCCCCCUCCCCUUCUGAGGAUGUUGUAGUGCUCCCUCUCUCUCUCUCGCUCCCUCUUUCAUUCUGGCGGAGCCGUGGACAGGACUGGAGGCUAGUGUUGAGUGUCUGCGGAAAAAGAGAGACUGGAGAGAAAAGAGAGGAGAGCAGAAAAUAAGAGAGAGCAGGAAGAGAGGAGCUCCAUAGCAGCUGUGUCUGGAUAUCUCUUUAAUAUUUGAAGCAUCCAGCGCCACCUUCACUCUUCACACCGGACCCCCAUCACCCUGUCCUCACCUGGGGGACAUAUGUACAACACAGAGGGUCUACCGCCCCGGACCGCCGCACAGGGAGCCAUGUGAGCCCUCCUCGAGCUGAAGAACCCCCCCCCACCCCGCCCCCCCGAAUCGGUGCUCCGAAUCAAGAUCGAAACCUGCUAAUCUUUCCCCCGCCUUAAAACACCCUCCGGCGUCUGUGGAUCUUCCCAGGACGGGAGGCACUGCCGGUUCUCUGCGUGCCCAGCUGGGAGACACUUUUCCCUGGGCAAGUGUGGGGUGUCCGCCCCGUCUUGGGCUGGAGGCCACCGCUCCAGCACCAUGGAUUACCUACCUGGGAUUGUACUGCUGCUAGUGUGCUGCGAGGCGGUGGUGCCGGGACAGGGGGAGCCCAAGCACAGCGUCCCCAGGCUAAAGCUCUCUCACCGGGAGAUGUUAGAGUCCAGUAACCUCAUCACCUUCAACGGCCUCGCCAACAGCUCCGGAUACGACACGUUCUUAUUGGACGAGGAGAGAGGAAGGUUAUUGGUGGGCGCCGAGGAUCACAUCUUCUCCUUCGACCUGGUCAAUCUCAACAGAGAUCAUAAACAGAUCGCAUGGCCAGCAACGCCUUCAAAACGGGAUGAGUGCAAGUGGGCUGGGAAAGACCUUGGGAAAGAGUGUUCAAACUUCAUCCGAGUUCUCCAGCCUUACAACGCAACCCACCUGUACAUCUGUGGCACAGGGGCCUUCCACCCUAUCUGUGCCUACUUGGAGAUGGGAAAACGGGCAGAGGACAACGUCUUUCGCCUGGAGACUUCCCACUUUGAGAACGGCCGCGGAAAAAGUCCCUACGACCCCAAGAUGCUCUCCGCUUCCAUUCUGAUUGAUGGGGAGUUGUACUCUGGCACGUCGGCUGACUUCAUGGGGAGGGACUUUGCCAUCUUCCGAACUCUCGGGGAGCAUCACCCCAUCAGAACAGAGCAGCACGACUCCAGAUGGCUCAAUGACCCCAGGUUUGUAGGUGUGAACCUCAUCCCGGAGAGUGACAACCCAGAGGACGACAAGAUCUUCCUGUUCUUCAAAGAGAACGCCAUGGACGGAGAACACACUGGCAAGGCCACCAUCGCCCGGAUUGGACAACUGUGUAAGAAUGACCUGGGAGGUCACAGGAGCCUGGUCAACAAGUGGACCACCUUCCUCAAGGCCAGACUGACCUGUUCAGUGCCAGGGCUCAACGGCAUCGAUACACACUUUGAUGAACUGCAGGAUGUCUUUCUGAUGAGCUCCAAGGACCCUAAGAACCCAGUUAUCUAUGCUGUUUUCACGACAUCUAGCAACAUUUUUAAAGGAUCAGCAGUGUGUAUGUACAGCAUGGCAGACAUCAGGCGGGUCUUCCUGGGUCCGUAUGCCCAUCGGGACGGACCGACCUACCAGUGGGUGCCCUUCCAGGGGCGGGUUCCCUAUCCCCGUCCUGGCACGUGCCCCAGCAAAACCUUCGGGGGCUUCGACUCCACCAAAGACCUCCCAGAUGAUGUGAUCACCUUUGCACGGGGUCACCCGGCCAUGUUUAACCCCGUUCACCCCAUCGGGGGGCGUCCGAUCGUGGUUCGGACCGACGUGGACUACCAGUUCUCACAGCUGGUGGUGGAUAAGGUGGAGGCAGAGGAUGGACAAUACGAAGUCAUGUUCAUUGGCACAGACAUGGGCACAGUACUGAAGGUGGUUACCAUCCCCAGAGAAAGCUGGCACGACCUGGAAGAGGUGGUCCUGGAGGAGAUGACCGUGUUCAGUGAACCCACCCCCAUCACGGCGAUGGAGCUGUCCACCAAGCAGCAACAGUUGUACCUGGGCUCUGCCCUGGGGAUUUCCCAGAUGCCUUUGCACCGCUGCGAAGUGUACGGGAAGGCGUGCGCCGAGUGCUGUCUGGCCCGGGACCCUUACUGCGCGUGGGACGGCACCGAGUGUUCCCGCUACUUUCCCACCGCCAAGAGGAGAACAAGGCGCCAAGACAUCAGAAAUGGAGACCCACUCUCUCAGUGCUCUGAUCUACAGCAUCAUGAUGACGUGGAUGGGCUUGGGCACGUGGAGGACAGGAGUGUGUACGGAGUGGAGAACAGCAGCAUGUUCCUGGAGUGCAGCCCCAAGUCCCAGAGAGCCCUCGUUUACUGGCAGCUUCAAAGACCCAACGAGGAGCGUAAACAUGAGAUCAAGUCAGAAGACAGGGUGAUACGAACCGAGCAGGGCCUCCUCAUCCGCAGCCUGGACCAGGCCGACUCGGGCGUCUACACCUGCCACGCCGUGGAGCACGGCUUCAUCCAGCCCCUCCUCCGCCUCUCCCUCCAGGUCAUCCCCAUGCAGAGGCUGGGCGAGCUGCUACCCGGCGGGCCUCACGGUGUCGCCGGUGGCCCUGGCCGCGCGGGUGGCGGGUCGGUCGGCGCCGGUCACUCCACGAAACACAAGCUCUGGUAUCGGGACUUCCUGUCCCUGCUUGACCACCCGGACCUGAACAGCGUGGAGGAGUUCUGUGAGCGCGUGUGGCGGAAGGAGCGCAAGCAGCGGCGCCUGAAGAACCCCGCCGCCACCGCCAACGGCCAGGGUCAGACGAGGCCGGACGGCGGGGCUCCGAGCUCGGGCCUGAAGCCUAAAAGUGUUCCGCCCGGCGCUCCCAAUGCCCAGAAGCAGCAGAGCGGGCCUCCCAUGGUGCAGCAACAGGCCCAGACCCAGACCCACGGAUACCAGAGGGCCCAGGCCACUCCCGCCGCUCCCAACUCCCAAAGCCCCCAGAAGGGCCAGGACGCUUUGGUGGGAGGCCAGGGUGGGACCCAGGUGCCCAGUGUGGGCGCCCGAGGCGGAUCCCAGCACGCGGCUAAGUGGAGGCGGAUGCAGGAGAACAAGAAGGGGCGUAACAGGAGGACCCAUGAGCAGCAGAGACCCCCGAGGAGUGUCUGAGAUGGCCACAGUGACGCACACACACCAGUUCACACACACACACACACACACACCCGUGCAGACAUACAUGAUCAAACACACACUGUACAUCUAAACAUAGACCUGAUAUCCCAUACAGUUACAGGAAGAGAAUGACACUCAGUGCAUAGCCAUGGAUGUGUGCUCUCGGCCACCAAGAUAAUGUGCAGUGAGAGAAAGACAGUCCUAAUGGAAUAAAUAAAUACAUACACCUUAAAAAUACACACACACACACCCUGUGAAGACUUGGAGAAGACUGCCGACGACAAUAAAGACUGAGGCUAAACUGGAAUUGUAUAUGUACUGUACAUGCUAGCCGUCUGGAUUUAAAGGCCCGGGGGGUACAAUGUUACAUGCUGCGAGGUAUUGUUUAGUCUAGGUCCCUGGUGCAAUAGGGACCGACUUGCCCGUCUGUUCAUGUGCUAUUUCCUUGUUGGACUAGGAUGUGAUUGAAAACAUACUUGUUUUAGCGAUGGGGAUGCAUUUAGUAUAUACAGAGCUCUGUGCAAGUCUGGACAAUGGCUCAAUGCAUGGAUGCAAGACAAGGCAGAACACACUUCAGAGUUCAGAAGGGAUGGAGACUUCAGAGUUCAGAAGGGAUGGAGACUUCAGAGUUCAGAAGGGAUGGAGACUUCAGAGUUCAGAAGGGAUGGAGACUUCAGAGUUCAGAAGGGAUGGAGACUUCAGAGUUCAGAAGGGAUGGAGACUUCAGAGUUCAGAAGGGAUGGAGACUUCAGAGUUCAGAAGGGAUGGAGACUUCAGAGUUCAGAAGGGAUGGAGACUUCAGAGUUCAGGAGGGAUGGAGACUUCAGAGUUCAGAAGGGAUGGAGACUUCAGAGUUCAGAAGGGAUGGAGACUUCAGAGUUCAGGAGGGAUGGAGACUUCAGAGUUCAGGAGGGAUGGAGACUUCAGAGUUCAGAAGGGAUGGAGACUUCAGAGUUCAGAAGGGAUGGAGACUUCAGAGUUCAGAAGGGAUGGAGACUUCAGAGUUCAGAAGGGAUGGAGACUUCAGAGUUCAGAAGGGAUGCCACUGCACCCAUCAAUCGCCUUGACAUGAUCAUGACUAAGGGAAAAUGACGCACCAUAUUUUGAGACUGGCUGAACAAUAUGGAGAUGAAGAAUAAUUAGCCUGGUCAAUUGCAAACUACGACAGAAACACUGUCCAUUUCAGAGAGUGAACUACAAUUCUCCAAUAACCAUUUGGUGACUUAAGUUUCUUGAACUGAUUCGAUUCUCACUGACUCUCACGAAUGAGCAAUUUAUGCCUAGACCUUGACUGUAUUGGUCAUAUAUUAAAUGGGGCACAUUUAACCCCUCCUCAUUGUUUGUAGUUCAAUAACAGCAUUAUUCAAUAUAAAAUUACAAAAUCAACAAUAGCCUGUGGUCUGUGCAGAAAAGUCAAGCUUCUCUUCGUCCAAAGGCUAGAAAAGCAAUGUGCAUGUCGUAGUUGAUCGAUGUUCAUGAUUUGAAUAAGCUAUUUCUCGACAGUUACUUUUCAAUGUAAUUUCAUCAAGGUUUUUCUUUUUACUUAAAGGAGUCCUAUCUUAAAAAAUUAUGUUCAUUUGAUAUUUACCUCUCUCUCCCUACAAACCACUGCAUCAUUGUCAGGGUGAAAAAAAAACUGUAGUAGAAUUUCUGACUUACCCCUUUAAGUUAUUUUGUUUCUUUGCUCUUUCCCCCAGAGUUUGCAGAGUGUGAAAGUAUAAUUCCAGUUGUAUGUUAGUGCUUAGUCUGGAAAGCAGGCUGCCUAUUGAUUGUGUACAUAUAUAGAACAACAAAACUACUUUUUGUGUAUGUACAUAUAUACAACCAGAACACCACUUGAUUAUUUAUUUCUCAUUGUUUUGUGAAAGGGUUGAAUUUAUUUUUUAUAUUAUGGUAUUUUGCCUCAUCAAUAAUCAAGAAAAAUGGUGACACUAUCGUUGAUAAAAACAGAUGGACCAAUAAGGACGGACUUCCUCUGUCUUUUUACGGGGCGUGUUUCGGCAGGAAACCACAGUAUCCAGGGGUUCUACGCUUACCUGCGUCGCAAGGUGCAUGUGUGCGGCUAAAUUUAGGGCCAUACGGAAAAAAUGUAGGUGCACAAUGAAAGACAUUGGAUUUACUAGAGCUAUAACCCUUAAUUCAUCUAAGUGCACUCGUGUGGCGUAGGAAAGACGCUGUGCUCACACAGCAACAUAUUUGGGUGGAUAAGGAGGAGUUAGGGUGUUCUGUAGAGCCCUGGUGUCCCCGUACGCUGGGGAGUGUUGCGUGAUUUGCAGUAUCCUGAGCGAGACCCUUCAGAAUGACAAGCACAAGUUUCUCUUUUUCUAGGUGUCUGUCCCUUUUGUCUUUUCAUAAACAGGAGAUUUUUCUAUACCCGGGAGGUUUUUCCUUUUAGCGAUCAAAACCCAUCCACAAUUUUAAUUCGCUCAUCCCAAAUGCUCAUUGUGUGUAAGAUACUGUAACACUACCCAGAACCUGAAAAACAUUAGGUGUACAUUUCUAUGUAAGAACUAGUAAGGAAAACAUUAAAAUCUAAACCUAGUCUCAGGAGAAGACGCUGAGUAAAAACUGCAUGUGAAUGCUUCCUAAGAGCAUCUUUUGUAUUGUCUCUUAAUGUUUUGUGUGAGAGGUAAAGUCCUAUAUGCAAGAUGUGUAAGAGAGAUGUGAAUAUUCGUCCUAUUUGCCAAAACAACGAUGCCAACAUGUACCAGGGGCAUAUUCGCUAGUAAACAAACUAAAGCAAACAGUUUGACAUGUUUUUGCUACGUUGUGUGCUAAUGAAUAGAACCCGUCAUCACUACUCCAAACCCAAAUGUUAUACUUUUCAUACAAAAUGUUUCCCUCCUUUAGUAGGCUAUACAACACGUGAUGUGUCAACAGCAGAUAAAAAGGUUUCCUGGAGGUUUGCGGUAUGUUUCCAGACUCUCUCUGAUGGUGUGUAGGGUGGGUGAAGAGAGUAGAGUUAAAACUGCUGUAACAUGGUUCUUUCUGGCAUGCGUUCAGUUGUCUAAUUAAACAUUUCCUGUAAAACCCA